Ostertagia ostertagi is the source of this 384-nucleotide messenger RNA. The record is from the annotation of a GenBank genome assembly. NCBI's taxonomy places the organism in Eukaryota, Metazoa, Nematoda, Chromadorea, Rhabditida, Trichostrongylidae.
AUGAGCUCAAUUCUGCCUUACGCCAUGAACACGAUCACACUCCCGUACAACUCGAACGAUGCCCACAUAUGGACCGACAAAGAUCCGGAUCUGGAAUUGAUCGAGCCCAGAAUUUUGGUUUCAAUUAAUAGAAACUACCUUGUCUACGGUCGGAAGUUGGGUCGCCCUCCUCAGAACCAUCCAGUAAUUCUUGUUAAUCAUGGAGAAAAUCCCGUCGCGUUCAAAGUGCUGACCACGGAUAAUUACGCUUACUUCGUCAACCAUGUGAGUGCUCAUUGUUCCCGUCGAAUUUUUCUGAAUAGAAAUUAUAAUCUAUGCGGUUCGAUCAACGACGAGCUGGCUGGUAAAGCUCACACAUUUCUUUUGUUAGGCCGUUUUCUUAUU